Ceratitis capitata (Mediterranean fruit fly) is the source of this 1375-nucleotide messenger RNA. It is a transcript of the gene mRpS31, whose product is annotated as 28S ribosomal protein S31, mitochondrial. The record is from RefSeq and is a predicted model, not a curated record. The transcript has 3 exons. Gene Ontology annotation, molecular function: structural constituent of ribosome. Lineage: Eukaryota; Metazoa; Arthropoda; Insecta; Diptera; Tephritidae. The coding region runs from base 101 to 1294 and encodes 397 amino acids. Gene Ontology annotation, cellular component: mitochondrial small ribosomal subunit.
UUCUUUUUUUUGACUUUUCGAGGCAAUCGAUGGUGUAACAUAUUGAUUUUAUUUCUGCAGGAUUUUUAAUAAUAUAUUAAUAAAAAAAUAGUUCUCAACGAUGCUUAAGCUGCGUGCUCCAACGUCCUUGAGUAUACGGGUACUCGCUUCUCGUAUAGCCGGCGUACGCAAUUUCAGUAAAGACUACGAUUCAUCUGAUGAUGAAAGGGAAAUAAAAUCUAAAGAAAAGAAACUUAACACCAAAAAGAAAAUUGAGUCUCAAUCCACUUCUCCUCAAAGCAAACCUACUGACACCGACACUGUUGAAGAGCCCGCAAUUAAUCGCCUGAAUCGUUUGUUAGCCAGCAUGCCUACUGAAGACUCCUUUUCGUUUGCAAAUAAGAAAAACAAUUUUACAUUAGCACGUCCAGGAGAUGCUCAUAAGAAACGUAAAGAGGAAUUGAAACGUGAAACUGCGUCGAAGGAUAUUUUCGUAGCAGCCAAGCGUGUAGCUUCACUUGCGUCCGACGGCGAACAAAACCAACAAAUAGAAUCGGAAUUAUUAGCUAAACUGUUAGGACAUAGUAAGGAUGAGCGAGUCAUAGACAAAUCUAAUAGCGAAACACCAACUAAACCAGCCGCAGAAAUGAGUUUAAGCGAACUAAUUGUUGGCAUGAAAAUUGAUCGCUCGCAAGCACCACAGGAACAAAGUCGUGGUGAAUUUGUGCGACGCUCUAUCGCAGCUAAAGCCCAACAACAACAACUGAAACAAGGACAGUCAUUUGGUGUACGUAAAGAGCGCAAACGUGAAGCCGCCACUUAUACGGGUAGUGUCAACUUAUUUGGGUCUGAACCUAUGGGUAUUUUCAAAAAUGCCGCUGAACUACGUGAUGUACCCGAUAUACUUUCAACGUGGGCACAUUUACAACAAAACGAACUUAAAUUGCUCGUAACACAUCCGCCUGCAAACUAUUUCGAAAAAUUGGCUUUGUGGACGGAACAAGGAAAGGUUUGGCGAUUUCCAAUUGACAAUGAGCAAGAUUUAACCGAGGAAGUAGAUGUUGACUUCUCCGAACAUAUCUUUCUUGAGCAGCAUCUUGAAUCUUGGUGUCCAGAUAAAGGACCCAUUCGUCAUUAUAUGGAGCUGGUUUGUGUGGGUUUGUCGAAAAAUCCCUACAUAACAGCGAAGGAUAAGAAAGAACAUAUACUAUGGUAUCGGGAUUAUUUUGAGUCCAAAAAGGAUUUACUCCGAGAUUUAAUAGCGCAAGAGAAAGAUGGAAAGACGAGUGGAGAACAGAAAAAGAUAAAUGCUUAGAUGUUGUGUUUUAAUUAUAUGUACCUAUGUGUUAUUAUGUUUCAGGAGGCGAAAUAUAUAUUAUGAUUUUUUAAAAAUAUA